Molecule: messenger RNA, 8521 nt
Organism: Xyrichtys novacula (pearly razorfish)
Lineage: Eukaryota; Metazoa; Chordata; Actinopteri; Labriformes; Labridae
Source: the annotation of a GenBank genome assembly
ACUGCUGCAGUGCGAGGCCCCGCCCCUCCUCGUCCACGGCAAAAUGGCGACAGAGAACUGUGAUGCUGUGAACAUGGACCCUGACAUGGACCUGCUUAGUGACGAAGAAUUAGAAAGGUACGGCAGUUUAAUGCUCUGUUGUCAGCGCCUCAAACACACCUUUAUCGAAGUCGUGUACCUGCAUGUUUCCUCUGAGGCUCUCAGUAUCCUAAAAUUCUCGUCUCAUUUCACAGCUAACCGCUCUCUGUUUGGCUAAGUCUGCCUCUGGUUAGCGCGCAGCUUGGUCGUCCUUUACUCAGCUAGCUCCUGUAUUGUUUUAUUUUAAUCAUUUUCAUUUUGCCCUCUAAAAUGAUUUUGACCAUCAAGCUUAAUGAAUGAAUCUGGUUGUUUCAUAUCGUGGUGAUAUUCCAAGUAUGGUAACUAAUGAGCUGACACCAUUCACUCAGUGUGUGGUCGUGAUGUUAAACAUGAACGGUUUCCAUAAAAAGUCCUGGCAGGACCCCUCAGCAUGGUGUCAUAUAUUCCUGGCUCUGCCCACUGACUGCUUCACAAAAUAGCACCGUGUUUGAUUGGAGUAGACACUCCUGUCCUGCUGGUUUGACUCUUUCUAUGUUUAGCAAACUCAGGCCAGGAAGCCCUUCGUGACCCCCUGACAGCCGCAGUCCUGGACAUGCCUUUGCUUUAAUCACCAAUAUAUAUGUGAAGUUCUAACUGAGGGGACAUAGAUACCUGCCGUGGCAUUAUGAACACAAUCUAAUACAGAUCAGCACAAAAGCUCCGAAUUUAACCCACCUCAGUGCAACACCACCCGCUACAUCCUCAAUAAUAUCUAUAAAGUGUCAUAGUCAUCUGUCUGAUUAUGUCAGAAGCCUCCUGAAGGGCAGAGCUGUUGUACUGGAUUGCAUUAGACUGCCCAAGUGUUAGUGAUAGUGAGUAAAGUUACAUCUGAGUGGCCUAAAAAUAGUAAACAAAACCGGUCUGGUCCCUCUCCAUGACUCAUAGGCAUUGUAAGAACCCUAAUACGUCUUGUCUUUUAAGUUACGUUUAACCUUUACUCUUUCUGCCCACCACACAGGGAAGCUGAGGGCUUCAAAGAACAAGGCAAUGCCUUUUAUGUCAAGAAGGACUACGCUGAAGCAUUCAACUACUACACUAAGGCCAUAGGUAGUGAUCUGUGAAGAAAUUUGCUUAUUUUUGUCCUGAUUCAGUAAUUUGACAAACUGAACAUUUUAAGUCUGUUCAUCCUUUAACUGUUUAUUUUUUUUCCAGACAUGUGUCCGAAGAAUGCGAGUUAUUAUGGAAACCGGGCAGCCACGCUUAUGAUGUUGUGUCGGUACAGAGAAGCUUUGGAGGAUUCCCAGCAAGCAGUCCGACUAGAUAACACUUUCAUGAAGGUAGGUGAAGGGAAACAAAAUAGUAUUUCCUGUUAACAGAGAAAAUCCAGACAGUUGGUGUAAAAUGAUUUCUUACCAUGUAGUUUAUUAAACACCAAGUAUAUACAAAUGCAAUAUUUGAUCAAUUAAAGAAACAACAGUUCUGUGUUAUAUUAACUUUGCCUCUUUUAUGCACAGGGCCAUCUGCGAGAGGGCAAAUGCCACCUGUCCCUUGGCAAUGCUAUGGCUGCCAGUCGCUGUUUACAGAGGGUUCUCGAACUGGAGCCUGACAACAGCCAAGCCCAGCAGGAGGUCAGAUAGCCUCACUUUGAUAGAGAAUGAUCUGACAACACGGACAGGAUUAUCCACUAUCAGAUUAGUUUUGGUGCAAAUUAAGUGAAAAGAUCUGACACUGAGCGGUUUAAGAGUAGAUCAAGCGGGGUUUCCAUCAAUUUGAAAUGAAGUUACUUAAAGGAAAAACUGCUGCUUGUGUUGUUUACAAUUUUUCACCACUACAUUUAGCACAGAGGAGAGGCUAGUGGUAGCCACAAGCAUUCAAAUGACAACCACGUGUCAUUCACAUUCAAUACUUCUGUUUCCUUUAAUAGCUGAAGAAUGCUGAAUCAAUCCUUGAAUAUGAGAGAAUGGCAGAGAUUGGAUUUGAGAAGAGAGACUUCAGGAUGGUAAGCUAAACAGUGGUUACACUAUAACUCUGGUAUCUGCUUUGUCACCAGCAACAGACAUGUAAAUCAGUUCAGACUUCAAGUGUCCUGUGGUUUUCCCCAGGUUGUCUUUUGCAUGGAUCGUGCCUUGGAGUCUGCCACAGCUUGUCAUAGGUUCAAGAUAUUGAAGGCAGAGUGCUUAGCCCUGUUGGGACGCUACCCGGAGGCUCAGUCUGUCGCCAGGUAAGAGAGCAGAUUUGAAAAAAAACUUUGAUUAACUUUAACAAUUAUUAGAAUUCAUCUAAUGAGUACAAGGUGAAAGCAGAGUGAGACGCAGGGAUGUGCAUGUGUCAUAACAUGCAUCACCAACAGAGUACAGCUCCUAUAAUGACAAAUGAGUAUGACAAAUGAGUAAAUCAUAUCCUAGAGCAGGGUCGGCAACCCGUGGCUCUCGAGCUGCAUGCGGCUCUUUCUUCCCUAAGCUGCGGCUACCUGUGGAUUUGGAUAAUAAAUAAUAAAUAUUUAAUUAAAAUUUAUUUUAUUUAGUUGUUUUUUUUUUUUAAUUCUAAAUUCAAACAUUAUAAUGUAAGUAACAUUAAAUAAACCAUCUUAAAUUUUUUUAUCGCUCAAAAUAUGUAUCAUAGCUGCCAACUUGGGAAAACCAAAAACCUGUGUGAAGAUGAAUGUGAUGUCACACCGUUUGGCUGUAGAGACACUGUGCGCUGAGGUUCAGGAGCAAAAGUCACAUUAAGCAAGUUAAUUUCACAUUUUAAUCUGCUAUUUUUUUGCAAAUAUACAUCUUACAUUGUUAAGUGAAAUUGUGUUUUUUAUUCAAUGCACACGCUUGUUGCGCGAUCAUCCUCUCUACUCCUCCAAGUGUGGCCUGCAUAGCAGGGCUCCGAGGGCGGAGCUUGCAGCUGUAAAAUAGAAAAUCUCCCUGCGUCUGAGACUACCGUUUGGGUCUGCCAGAGAUUCACAGCAAUUUGGAUGCAGAAAUACUCAGAAAUGCAAUUGCGCACUUAUAUUACUUAUAAUUUGUCCUGUAGCAUCAGGAAAAUGAUAUAUGAACAUGUAGACAACAAGAAUAACACAAUUUUCAUCAAAGUGGGUCUUCAAGGUUAUUUCAAACUGUUCAAAAUAUUUUUGUUUGCCUGCAGAGACAACAUUUCUUUUUCUCUGCAGCAGUUCAUUUAUUUCAUAAAUGCAACUCACUACAGUUUUUUAUAAACUUUGCAUAAAGGUAAAAAAAUGCAAUGUUAUCUUCAUUUUAGAUGUCAAAGGGGUUUUGUGGCUCCCUGUGUUUUUCUUUCUGUGGGAAACUGGUCCAAAUGGCUCUUUGAGUGUUCAAGAGCUUUGUAGAGUUUAGAAAAUGUCAUGUAAAAUAUUCAGUCAUCCUCUUAUUUGCUUCUUUUUAGUGAUAUUCUGCGAAUGGACUCCACCAAUGCAGACGCACUGUAUGUGCGUGGUCUCUGCCUGUACUACGAGGACUGCAUUGACAAGGCAGUCCAGUUCUUCGUCCAAGCCUUGCGUAUGGCACCUGACCAUGAAAAGGCUCGGCUCGCAUGCAGAGUGAGUAAUUCAUUUUACACUUGCAUCUGAAUUGAGGUUUCAUCCUUCAAAAGCGGUUGUCAAAUGAAACAGGAAAAUAUAAUAAUCCAAUACAGUGGUGUCCUCGAUUAUUUUAAGCCACGUUAAUCCAUCCAUUAGGACAGGCUAAAGUUAUUCUUGUGGUUCUCCCAUGCAUUGUCUUCUCAGAAUGCCAAAGCACUGAAAGCAAAGAAAGAAGAGGGCAACAAGGCGUUCAAGGAAGGAAACUUUGAUGCAGCUUAUGAGCUGUACUCUGAGGCACUAACAAUAGACCCCAACAACAUCAAGACCAAUGCCAAGCUGUACUGUAAUAGGGCCACUGUUGGAUCUAAGGUGAGUCACACACACAGAUUUUAGCUGACACGUAAACAAAUUAACAUCAAAUUAACAUCCUCCUUGACUGAAAGGGCCUGAGGGCAAAUAUGCUGGGUCUUUAAUUAACACGCUGAAAAUACUAGUACAGCUUAAGACUGAAGAUUGUUUAAUAUUGAGAUAUUAAAUGUUAUUAUGAAUAUUAGUUAAUACUGAAAGAGCAUUGAGUCUGAUAAAACACAGAGGAGAAAGAGAGAUCAUAAAGCAGCAAUUUAAUUUGAGAUCAUUCCUAGGCUUGCUGUUAAAUAAAUAAAUAAAUGUACUUGCAUCAACGACACCUCACUUUGUCACUUUUAAACCUGUGUAGGCACAGACUGUUAAAAGUGUGACUUGAAGGCUAGAAAUAUAUUGUAUUACCUUAAAAUGAUGUCAGCCUGUGUGAGGCUAGUCAUCACAGGUAAAUCACAUAAUUUUGUGAUUACACCCAUGGGUGCACAUUCAACCACAGCACAGAACUCAAAACCUGACAUUCCCUUCUCCCUUUCAAACAAGUUUGAGAUGCAGUAGUCGAAUCAUGUCCAUGCAAGACAGCAACUAGUGAUGUUUAAAUACGAUGUUCUGAAGAGUUGGCAGCUUUCAACUGCAUCUUUGUGGUUUAAUCAACUAUAUCAUGCAUUUGUCAUUCAUUUUAGGUGUAAGACAAGCAUGUUAUCAGGUUAAAAAAAAAUAUAUGUAGUUUGUACUAUUGUUAUGGAGAUGGAAGUCUCAGCGAUGCUCAGACUGAGUUGAGCCAUUCCAGCACAUAGCUGCAGAAAAAGCCCAGGAUUGACAAGAAGCAGUAUAAAUGAGCACACACACCUAACAUUGCAAUUAUUUAUGGACAUCCAAACUUAGGGAGGAGAGAAGGUGAGUUGACCCCAUGACAGAGCUGCUGUGAGCUUUCUCUGUAAAAAUUCACAUCAGCUUUAACACAAGGAGGUUACAGCACUCAUUAGUCUGUGAGCAUGUAGGCUCUAGACAUGAUCUUAUGGUGAAAUUCCACCAACUCUGUGUUUGGUUCUUUCUCACCACAGCAGGGAAACUGAAGUUUCACUCUAGUAAAUGAGUGUCCUUUCACUGGCUCUGCUGUGAGUUUCUGCUCCGUCCUGGUGCUCUCUAUAGCUGAUACAUGACUUCUAUUUUUGCUGGAUGCCAGAGCACAACGCAACAAUCGGCCAAGGCAGAUUGAGCAAGGACAGGAAGUCAGAUGAGGGAACACAGAGCCAAACCACAGCAGAGCAGAGAGGGGCUGCAAAUGGAUUGGGUGGAACUCAGGCUUAACCUUGUGGAAAUGUGACCAUUGGCUAGAACGAGCUCAGAUCAGCUCCAGAGUGCGUGGUGUUGACAGAACGUGGUGUACUGGUACCCCUAAAACUCACAGUAUUGAGUGUGCAGCGUUCUCUUGGUUGCACGCACUCCGAAGCUGAUCUGUGCCUAUUCUGGAUGAUGCUUGUGUUUUUGAGCGCAGUGCUGCAUCUCUCCUCCAUACCAGAGGCGUCUCUCUGCUCCACCCCUCUUGACAAAUGCAAAGUCUUUUUUCAGUGCAGCUGAACAGAGAAUAAGCAACUGGAUAGGGAGUGAAACAGGAAACAGUGUAUAGCUGCCCAGUAAAAAAAAAAACAAAAAAAAACACUACGUCCAGACUCCUGACCAGAAUCUGAGUCUGAAACACUGGAUACUAAGCAUGGUAACGCCUGCAAAAAGAAACUAUACUAUUGUUAGAUGAUUUUUUGUACAAACACGAUGCACAUGCUGUCUGUUAGUUUUAGAGUUAAUUCUCCUUAAGUGUCAUGAACAUCAUGAGCAUCUGCUUUGCUCAUUCUACCUUCUGUAUUGUCUUUGUUUCCAGCUGAAGAAACUAGAACAGGCCAUUGAAGACUGCACGAAGGCCAUCAAACUGGAUGAGACUUACAUCAAGGCCUAUUUAAGGCGAGCGCAGUGGUAAGUCCAAGCUGUCCAACUUGAUGUCUUUACACAGGUAGUUGGCAACAAGAUAUUUUAGUGUGUUAAAUAAAGGUAGUGCCAUCAUAUGUUCAUACAAAGCAGCGUUAGACUUUGAUAAAGAGAGAAAUAUAAAUCUGCGUAUUCUGUGCUGCAGCUACAUGGACACAGAGCAGUAUGAAGAGGCAGUGCGAGACUAUGAGAAGGUUUACCAGACAGAGAAAACAAAAGGUGAGGAGGCCAAGGCUCAGCAGACACAGUUUCUGGGAAACAUCUUUCACCCCCUGUUCUGUUUUAAUCGUUAUUUUUACUUUGAAUGUAUUUUCCAUCCCCUAGAACACAAACACCUCCUGAAAAACGCUCAGCUGGAGUUGAAGAAAAGCAAGCGGAAAGAUUACUACAAAGUGCUGGGGGUGGACAAGAACGCCACAGAGGACGAGAUCAAGAAAGCUUACCGCAAGCGUGCACUACUACAUCAUCCAGGUAACAAUGAUUUGACAUGAGUAUUUACGCAGACGUCUCUCACUCUACUAAACUCCUGUUUUGUUCUGUUUUCCUCUCCUCUCUUUUCUGACAGACCGUCACAGCAGCGCUAGCCCUGAGGUCCAAAAAGAGGAGGAGAAGAAGUUCAAGGAGGUAGGCGAGGCCUUCAGCGUACUCUCAGACCCAAAGAAGAAGUCUCGCUACGACAGCGGUCAGGAUCUGGAGGAUGACGGCAUGAACAUGGGAGGUCAGUACUUUUGACAAGCAUUGGGGUGGGAGGUCUCGAGGGUAAAAGAAGAUGCCAUGUCUGAGCUCAUUAACCCUUUGUUAGUGAGGAGAACCGAUGUUAACGCUGACUCUUAUUUUCUGUCCUCACUAGAUUUUGAUGCCAACAACAUAUUCAAAGCCUUCUUUGGAGGCCCUGGAGGUUUCAGUUUUGAAGGUAAUACAUGUAUACUUAUGCUGCGUUAGAGUUACCUUGGAAGUCAGAUGUCAGAGCUGAAAAUGACGUCACACCUGAGUUACCAGCGUUUGUGUUACCAAGUCGGAAAAAAGCUAAAUUGGAGGCGAAAACAAGAUGGCUCCAUCUACAAAGGUUAUUUUAGCGCUUGCCUUGUCUGAAUCAAACAAGGCAAGCGCUAAAAUAGCUUUCACGGAUGUAGCCAUCUUGUUUCCACCUCCAGAAGAAACGCUGGUAUCUCGGGUGUGACGUCAUUUUUAACCCCCGACAUCUGACAGCAGCAUAACACUGCUCCCUUUUUCUACUGUCAGCCUUUUUAAAUACCAUCCACUCUUGGUUGAGUUGCUGACAUAUAUGUAUAUAUUUUUUCUAUUACAGCGUCUGGACCGGGAAAUUUCUUCUUCCAGUUUGGUUAAUUUGAGGAUUUACCCUCCUAAAAGUUGCUACAUCAGGACUUUUCAACAAUGUCAACCCCCUGAACCACCAUCCAUAUUUAAUGACUGGCCGAUUGCAAGUCAAAAUCGUGUCUAUGCCAUUGACUGAAUGAAUGCAACCCAAUGACCACACGCAGCAAACCAUGUAUAGCUACGGCACCGAGACAGCUCUGAGUUGAUAGCGUUACUGGUUUUGGAUUUGGUUUUCUUCUUUGUAGGACAAAACAAACUUGAAAGUCAGUAAUGGCUCGCAACUGGUCCAAAUAUUCUCUUCUGUUUGAGAUAGAGGAGACUGUGCAGCUAUCGUAUCUGAGCUUUUAGGGAUCCAUGCAGGAAGUGGCAUCCUGGAGAAACUCUCGAGAUGCCACUUGGCAAGCUGUAACCUAGCUCGUCUCGACUUGAUGCUGAGGAGGUUUUCUCUGCAUGAAAGUCUGUCACUUGCUUGAUGAUUUCAGAUUAAAAUCACCGUGCAAGUGGCUCCCCUCUUUUUUUGAAGAAUCUCUCACCAGGAAAGUUGGCUGCUAUGAAUUAGCAUUGAAAACUGCAUCCAUAGAACAAGCAGAUAUGAUCCUUUUUUAUUAUUAUUUACAGCUGUAGCCUGAACCCACACAUACAGCCCAGCUGAAGCACAUGAAAUAGGCAGCAGUGGAGACAGCUGUGCUGGCUUUGUAGUCGGCAGAAUCCACUUUCCUCUUGUCACAAGUUUUAUGUUUGAUGUUGCCAUUCACGGAUUGCUGCAUUGUACAUUUUACUGGAAUGUAAAGUGUUGAUUUGUGAUGAUAGUUGAAUAUUUUUUCCAUUUUUUUAUUUUGAUAUGUAUAUUUAUUGUACAUUUGCUGUCUGAUAGAACCAUCGGUCAGAGAUGAGGACUCUUUUCUUUCACUCUCGGACUUAAAAGUACAGUAAUUGUUUUUCUUGCACUAUGAUGUUUGUGUGACUGUGAUUGAAGCGGUCUAAUUUUACUCAGUGCAACAGAUGGUCAUAAGAAUAGAACAAACUUGAUAUAUGAUACGUGUUUGCUGUUGUGGGAGAAGGUGAGGCACUGAGCAAUGAUGGAAAGUUUAAAUGUUAAGUUACUCCCCGGUGAGAGUGACGUCCCCCUGGUGCGCUCCAGAAAAGUGUCCUCAUCUUGACUCAUUGUUUUUAUCCCUCUCUGGUGAAAUAUCUUCUCUUUACCCCUGAAAAGUACCAGCCCUGUCAAUAAAGUUGGCCUCCUCCGGGUUUCCCCUA